This is a messenger RNA of Morus notabilis, 1584 nucleotides long. RefSeq names its product sucrose transport protein SUC4. Lineage: Eukaryota; Viridiplantae; Streptophyta; Magnoliopsida; Rosales; Moraceae. The transcript is spliced from 2 exons. The annotation marks the transcript as partial. The record is from RefSeq and is a predicted model, not a curated record. Gene Ontology annotation, biological process: sucrose transport. Gene Ontology annotation, cellular component: plasma membrane; vacuole. Gene Ontology annotation, molecular function: sucrose:proton symporter activity.
UGGAGCGAAAAUCAAAAACAAAAAAAUCCAAUCUACGUAUUUGCCCCCAGUAUCUAUUCCUAAUUUCGCAAGCAGGUCAACCACUAACAUUUGCUUCCUUUACACGCUGGGCUUGGAUCGUAAAUAAAUCCAAAAGAAAAGGGUAGUUUCGUCACAUGACAUUACACACACACUUCAAGCUCCCACAGUAAUGACGUCCUGACGGCUGCGCGCCUCAACGAAACCGCCACCUGUUUCGCGCUUUUCCUGCAUAUUUUCCCGGAAAAUUCGUGUCAUUCCGUUAGGGAAAACGAGAGAGAGAGAGAGAGAGAGAGUGAGAGAAAAAAACUUCUUCUGAGAACUUUGCUAAGCUCGCCGGAAAUGGCGAUCCCCGAACCCGACCGCCGCCGAGCCAGGGCCGCGAAUCCGGCGAGGGUACCGCUCCGGCGGCUUCUCCGCGUGGCGUCAGUGGCCGCUGGGAUUCAGUUCGGCUGGGCUCUGCAACUCUCUCUCUUGACCCCUUACGUGCAGGAGCUGGGGAUUCCUCACGCGUGGGCGAGCGUGAUAUGGCUCUGCGGACCGCUCUCAGGCCUUCUCGUCCAGCCUCUGGUCGGCCUCAUGAGUGAUCGAAGCACGAGUCGCUUUGGUCGCCGGCGGCCGUUCAUCGUCGCUGGAGCGCUCUCGAUCCUCGUCGCCGUUCUGAUCAUCGGCCACUCCGCGGACAUCGGGUGGUUUUUCGGCGACCGCGGGCAGGUUCGGCCGAGGGCUGUCGUGGCGUUCGUGAUCGGGUUUUGGAUUCUUGACGUCGCCAAUAACAUGACUCAGGGUCCUUGUAGAGCUUUGCUUGCUGAUCUUACUGGGAAGGAUCAUCGAAGAACUCGAGUGGCAAAUGCUUAUUUCUCUCUGUUUAUGGCUGUUGGUAACAUUCUUGGAUUUGCUACUGGAUCGUUCAGUGGCUGGUAUAAGAUUUUUCCUUUUACCCUUACCUCCGGAUGUGGCAUUAAUUGUGCAAAUCUGAAGUCUGCAUUCUUUCUCGACAUACUGUGCAUUGCGGUUACAACAUUUCUAAGUAUAUCUGCAGCUCAGGAAGUUCCUCUAGGUUCAAACGACAGAGCCACACCCUCAAUAGAAGAAGGGCGUGGAGAAUCUAACCCUGCUCAAGAAGCUUUUCUUUGGGAACUAUUCGGUACUUUCAGAUAUUUCUCAGGGCCUAUCUGGGUAAUCCUUUCUGUCACUGCUCUUACCUGGGUUGGAUGGUUUCCAUUUUUUCUCUUUGAUACUGAUUGGUUUGGAAGAGAGAUCUAUGGUGGAGAGCCAAAUGAUGGGAAAAACUACAGUACUGGAGUUAGAAUGGGUGCCCUUGGUCUUAUGGUGAAUUCAGUUGUUCUUGGAAUAACAUCACUUCUCAUGGAGAAGCUCUGUAGGAAGUGGGGCUCUGGUUUCAUAUGGGGAAUCGCAAACAUUGUCAUGGCUCUUUGCUUUCUUGCAAUGCUUGUUGUCACAUAUGUUGCCAAAAAAGUUGUCUUUGUAGGUGAUGAUUUACCUCCGAAUGGAAUUGUAAUAGCUGCAAUAUUGAUUUUUGCAAUUCUUGGGUUUCCAUUAGGG